AUGAGGAAUGAAGGAAGUGAUAGCUGCCGGCCGACAAUGACUGCAGCUUCUGUAUGUAUAAUUUCCAGAAAUCUUACUCCUACGUUGAAGGAGCUGAUAUCACAGACUAUGGUUCGCUGGGCGCAAGAAGAUCAGAUCCAAGAUCCAGAAUUAGUCCGCAUUAUGUUUAACCUUCUUCGACGGCAAUAUGACAGCAUUGGUGAGCUGCUGAUGGCGCUGAGGAAGUCCUAUACUAUAAGUGCUGCUUCUGUGCAAGAUACAAUCAACUUAUUAGCCGCCCUUGGUCAAAUUCGCUCCCUUCUCAGUGUCAGAAUGGGAAAAGAAGAAGAAUUGCUUAUGAUUAAUGGCCUAGGAGAAAUAAUGAACAACAAAGUAUUUUAUCAGCAUCCUAACCUAAUGAGAGUCCUUGGCAUGCAUGAGACAGUUAUGGAAGUAAUGGUAAAUGUUCUUGGAGGAGACAAAUCUCAGAUUGCUUUCCCCAAAAUGGUUGCAAGUUGUUGUCGGUUCCUGUGCUAUUUCUGUCGAAUCAGUCGCCAGAACCAAAAAGCCAUGUUUGAGCAUCUCAGCUACUUGCUUGAAAAUAGCAGUGUGGGACUUGCCUCGCCUUCUAUGAGGGGUUCCACUCCACUAGAUGUAGCAGCUGCAUCUGUAAUGGACAAUAACGAGCUUGCACUUGCACUGGAGGAGCCAGACUUGGAAAAAGUUGUGACCUACUUGGCUGGUUGUGGCCUUCAGAGUUGUGCAAUGCUAUUAGCAGCAGGCUAUCCUGAUACUGGUUGGAAUCCAAUAGAGGGCGAACGAUAUCUUUCCUUCCUACGGUUUGCUGUUUUUGUUAAUGGUGAAAGUGUUGAAGAAAAUGCCAGUGUGGUUGUCAAGCUUCUUAUCCGUCGGCCAGAAUGUUUUGGGCCAGCUCUCAGAGGAGAAGGGGGAAAUGGUUUGUUGGCUGCUAUGCAAGGAGCAAUUAAGAUUUCUGAGAACCCUGCUCUUGAUCUUCCCUCCCAGGGAUACAAGAGGGAAUUUCUUGAAGAGGAUGAAGAAGAGGAAGAGAUAGUUCAUAUGGGCAAUGCAAUUAUGUCUUUCUAUGCAGCUCUUAUAGAUUUGCUUGGGCGUUGUGCACCGGAAAUGCAUCUUAUCCAAACUGGAAAAGGUGAAGCUAUUAGAAUCCGGUCAAUAUUGCGCUCCUUAGUACCGACAGAAGACUUGGUUGGAAUUAUAAGCAUACCACUAAAAUUGCCAACAGUGAAUAAAGAUGGAACAAUUACUGAGCCAGACAUGUCUGCAAAUUUCUGCCCUGAUCACAAAGCACCCAUGGUGCUUUUUCUAGAUCGUGUCUAUGGUAUAAAGGAUCAAGCUUUUCUUUUGCAUCUCCUUGAAGUUGGAUUUUUACCAGAUUUAAGAGCAUCUGCUUCACUGGAUACAGUUUCUUUGAGUACUACAGAGACAGCUCUUGCUCUAAAUAGAUAUAUUUGCACAGCUGUGUUUCCAUUACUCACGCGGUGUGCUUCCCUCUUUUCGGGAACUGAGCAUUAUGUUUCUCUGAUUGAUUCUGCACUUCAUACAAUAUAUCGGCUGUCCAAAGGACGUUCUCUUACAAAAGCACAAAGGGACACUAUUGAAGAAUGCUUGCUUGCUAUAUGUCAUUAUUUACGUCCUUCUAUGCUACAGCAGCUUUUGCGACGGCUAGUUUUUGAUGUACCUUUGCUUAAUGAGUACUGCAAAAUGCCACUUAAGCUUCUAACAAAUCACUAUGGGCAAUGCUGGAAAUAUUACUGUUUACCUUCAGGAUGGGGAAAUUAUGGAAUUGCAGCUGAAGAAGAGCUACAUUUGACAGAAAAACUUUUCUGGGGAAUAUUUGACUCCCUCUCACAUAAGAAGUAUGAUCCAGAGCUUUUCCGAAUGGCCUUGCCUUGUUUAAGUGCAAUAGCAGGGGCUUUGCCGCCAGAUUAUUUAGACACACGAAUUACCUCAGUUUUAGAGAAGCAAACUUCUGUGGAUGCUGAAGGAAACUUUGAUCCCAAACCUAUCAACACAGUGAAUUUUACACUGCCUGAAAAGUUGGAGCAUAUUGUCAAUAAAUAUGCUGAACAUACACAUGAGAAAUGGGCCUGUGACAAGAGUAACAGUGGAUGGAAGUAUGCUGUUUUACUUGAUGAAAAUAUGAAGACACAUCCUUUAAUGAGGCCUUUUAAAACACUGAGUGAAAAGGAAAAAGAAAUCUAUCGAUGGCCUGCCAGAGAAUCUCUUAAAACCAUGUUAGCAAUGGGAUGGAGUCUAGAAAGAACAAAAGAAGGAGAAUCAGUAGGACAACAACGUGAAAACGAAAAGCUCCGCAGUGUAUCGCAGUCCAGCCAUCAGGGAAAUGGAUACAGUCCCGCACCACUUGAUCUUUCAAAUGUUGUACUCUCCAGAGAACUUCAGGGAAUGGUUGAAGUAGUGGCAGAAAACUACCAUAAUAUUUGGGCUAAAAAGAAGAAAAUAGAAUUGGAAAGCAAAGGUGGAGGUAGCCAUCCUUUACUUGUACCAUAUGACACUUUGACAGCCAAAGAAAAGUCUCGGGACAGGGAGAAAGCACAAGAACUAUUCAGAUUUCUUCUGGUGAAUGGUGUUACUAUAUCUAGAGGCUUAAAUGAUUUGGAGUUGGAUGCUUCAUCCAUGGAGAAAAGGUUUGCUUACAAAUUUCUGAAGAAGAUUCUCAAAUAUGUUGAUUCUGCUCAAGAAUUCAUUGCACAUUUAGAAGCCAUUGUCACCAGUGGAAAAACUGAGAAAUCCCCUCAUGAUCAAGAGAUCAAGUUCUUUGCCAAAGUUCUGCUACCACUAGUUGACCAGUAUUUUACCAAUCAUUGCCUGUACUUCCUCUCUUCCCCAUCUAAGCCACUCAGCAGUAGUGGAUAUGCUUCAAAUAAAGAAAAGGAAAUGGUAGCAAGCCUUUUCUGCAAACUUGCUGCUCUUGUUAGACAUAGGAUUUCACUUUUUGGUAGUGAUGCUACUACAAUGGUUAGCUGUCUACACAUCUUAGCUCAGACAAUAGAUACAAGAACUGUUAUGAAAUCUGGCUCAGAACUAGUUAAAGCAGGACUGCGUGCCUUCUUUGAAAAUGCAGCUGAAGACCUAGAGAAGACAUCAGAAAAUCUUAAACUUGGAAAAUUUACUCAUUCUCGUACACAAAUUAAAGGGGUCUCGCAAAAUAUCAACUACACAACAGUGGCAUUGCUGCCUAUUUUAACAUCCAUUUUUGAACAUGUUGCUCAGCAUCAUUUUGGCACUGACUUGCUUUUGGGUGAUAUUCAGGUUUCAUGUUACAGAAUUCUUUGCAGCCUAUACUCUCUUGGAACUGGAAAGAAUAUUUAUGUUGAAAGACAAAGACCAGCUCUUGGUGAGUGCCUAGCUUCUCUUGCAGCAGCCAUUCCAGUAGCCUUUCUUGAACCUUCACUCAAUCUUUAUAACAUCCUCUCUGUCUUCAACAUGAAAACGGUCAGAGAGAGAGCCAUUUUAGGUAUGCCAGAAACUGUAGAAGAAAUGUGUCCAGAAAUCCCUCAACUGGAUGGCUUGAUGAAAGAAAUAAACAGCUUGGCAGAAUCUGGAGCCAGAUACACUGAAAUGCCUCAUGUGAUUGAGGUGAUCUUGCCCAUGCUGUGUAACUACCUAUCAUACUGGUGGGAAAAAGGGCCUGAAAAUAUCUCUGAAGGUGAUGGACCCUGUUGCACAAUGGUAACCUCUGAACAUCUUAGCAUAAUCCUGGGGAACAUUUUGAAAAUCAUCAACAAUAACCUUGGGAUAGAUGAAGCAACUUGGAUGAAGAGAAUUGCAGUGUAUGCUCAGCCAAUCAUUAGCAAGGCAAGGCCUGAUCUGUUGAAAAGUCAUUUUAUUCCAACAUUGGAAAAACUGAAGAAAAAAGCUAUCAAGAUUGUAAUGGAGGAAGAACAACUGAAGGCAGACAGUAAGACUGAUACUCAAGAAGCAGAACUCCUUAUUCUAGAUGAAUUUGCUGUUCUUUGCCGAGACCUAUAUGCAUUUUAUCCUAUGUUGAUCCGAUAUGUAGACAACAACAGAUCAAAUUGGUUGAAAAAACCAGAUGCAGAUUCUGAUGAACUUUUUCGAAUGGUAGCUGAAGUUUUCAUCCUCUGGUGCAAAUCACAUAAUUUCAAGAGAGAAGAGCAAAAUUUUGUAAUUCAGAAUGAAAUCAACAAUUUGGCAUUUUUGACAGGAGACAGCAAGAAUAAAAUAUCAAAACAGAUUGCUCGGAGGGGAAUGGCCAUGCAAGUAAAGUCUGGAGGUCAGGAUCAAGAACGCAAAAAAUCAAAACGUAGAGGAGAUUUAUAUUCAAUACAGACUUCUCUGAUUGUAGCAGCACUUAAAAAAUUACUUCCCAUUGGGCUGAAUAUGUGUACCCCUGGAGACCAAGAACUGAUUUCUCUUGCUAAGUUCAGAUACAGCUGUAAAGACACAGAGGAAGAGGUCAAAGAGCAUUUACGCAAUAACUUGCAUUUGCAGGAGAAGUCAGAUGACCCUGCAGUAAAAUGGCAGUUGAAUCUGUACAAAGAUGUCUUGAAAACUGAUGAACCCACUGAUCCUGAGAAAACUGUGGAACGAGUACAAAGGAUCUCAGCAGCUGUCUAUCAUCUGGAACAGGUUGAGCAGCCAUUAAGAUCAAAGAAAGCGGUUUGGCACAAACUGUUGUCAAAACAGCGUAAAAGAGCAGUUGUUGCUUGUUUUAGAAUGGCUCCGUUGUAUAAUCUGCCAAGACACAAAAAUAGCAAUUUCUUCCUGAGCACCUUUCAACGUGUAUGGCUGGAAACAAUACAUGAAAAAACUCAGUAUGACAGGCUCAUACUCACAUUAACGACCCCUCCAGAAAAAGAUGAGGAGGAGGAGGAAGAGAUUGAAAAACAUCCUGAUCCUCUUCACCAGAUCAUUCUUCACUUUAGUAGGAACGCUCUCACUGAAAGAAGCAAACUGGAAAAUGACCCGUUAUAUACUGCAUAUUCAGCAAUGAUGGCAAAGAGCUGUCAUUGUGGAGUAGAUGAUGCUGAUGAAGAAGAGGAAAAGGAGAAGACAUUUGAAGAAAAAGAAAUGGAAAAGCAGAAAACUCUGUAUCAACAAUCUCGACUCCAUGAACGUGGAGCUGCUGAAAUGGUACUACAGAUGAUUAGUGCCAGUAAAGGGGAAAUGGGGCCCAUGGUAGUUGAAACUUUGAAACUUGGCAUUGCUAUUUUAAAUGGAGGUAACCCCGUUGUCCAACAGAAAAUGUUGGACUAUCUGAAGGAGAAAAAAGAUGCUGGAUUUUUUCAGUCUCUCUCUGGCUUAAUGCAGUCUUGCAGUGUUCUUGACUUGAAUGCCUUUGAGAGACAAAAUAAAGCAGAAGGCCUUGGAAUGGUUACUGAGGAAGGAACACUCAUCGUACGUGAGCGUGGUGAGAAAGUACUACAGAAUGAUGAGUUUACUAAAGAUCUCUUUAGAUUUUUACAACUGCUGUGUGAAGGUCAUAACAAUGAUUUUCAGAACUAUCUACGAACUCAGAUGGGCAAUACCACAACAGUGAAUAUUAUUAUCAGCACAGUUGAUUAUCUCUUGCGUCUUCAGGAAUCAAUCAGUGAUUUCUACUGGUACUACUCUGGAAAAGAUGUAAUUGAUGAAUCUGGACAACGUAACUUCUCUAAAGCAUUAGCUGUGACAAAACAGAUUUUUAAUUCACUUACUGAAUAUAUCCAAGGACCUUGCAUUGGAAACCAGCAGAGCUUGGCACACAGUAGAUUGUGGGAUGCAGUUGUUGGAUUCCUUCAUGUUUUUGCUAACAUGCAAAUGAAACUUUCUCAGGACUCCAGUCAGAUUGAAUUGCUGAAGGAGCUGUUGGAUCUCCUGAAGGAUAUGGUGGUCAUGCUUUUGUCACUACUUGAAGGUAAUGUUGUAAAUGGCACAAUUGGGAAACAGAUGGUGGACACUCUGGUUGAAUCAUCUAGCAACGUAGAAAUGAUCUUGAAGUUCUUUGACAUGUUUCUCAAGUUGAAAGAUCUAACAAGCUCAGAAGCCUUCAAAGAGUACGACCCAGAAGGUAAAGGCAUAAUCUCAAAGAAGGAAUUCCAGAAAGCCAUGGAAGGUCAAAAGCAAUAUACACAAUCAGAGAUUGAGUUCCUGUUGUCCUGUGCAGAAACUGAUGAAAAUGACAUGUUUAAUUAUGUUGAUUUUGUUGAAAGAUUCCAUAAACCAGCCAAAGAUAUUGGCUUUAAUGUGGCUGUACUUUUAACAAAUCUUUCAGAGCACAUGCCAAAUGAUUCAAGACUUCAAACUUUAUUAGAUCCAGCAGAAAGUGUACUUAACUAUUUUGAACCUUAUUUGGGGCGCAUUGAGAUAAUGGGUGGUGCCAAGAAGAUAGAACGGGUUUAUUUUGAGAUCAGUGAAUCCAGUAGAACACAAUGGGAAAAGCCUCAAGUUAAAGAGUCAAAAAGGCAGUUUAUUUUUGAUGUUGUAAAUGAAGGUGGCGAACAAGAAAAAAUGGAACUUUUUGUAAACUUCUGUGAGGACACAAUUUUUGAAAUGCAGCUGGCAUCUCAGAUUUCUGAAUCAGACACAGUUGACAGACCUGAAGAAGAGGAGGAUGAACCUUGCUAUGUGAGGGAAGUUGGGGAGGAUGAGAAAGAAGAACAAUCCCUCGAAUCAGCUUCAGCUUUUGCAAUGGCAUGUGUUGCACUGAAGAAAAAUGCUGCCACAAUUUUAAAGAUGAUCAGACUGAAAAACUUAAGAAAACAGUAUAGAAAACUGAAAAAAAUGACUAUGAAAGAAUUGGUGAAAGUGUCUUUAUCUUUUUUCUGGAUCCUAUUUGUAGGAAUCUUCCAAACGUUUCUCACUAUAUUGUGGGGUGUUUUCCAGAUUCUGUGGAGCACUGUAUUUGGGGGUGGUUUAGUGGAAGUAGCAAAAAAUAUAAGAGUUACCAAAAUUCUAGGAGACAUGCCUGAUCCAACACAGUUUGGAAUUCAUGAUGACGUCCUCGAAGCAGAGAAAAUUGAAGUUACAGAACACGGCAUUACAGCUGAAAUUGUUCAGUUUGUAAAAAAUGAAAAAGGAGAAAGUGACAUCUUGUCAGAUAUUUUUGGCAUUCAUACAAAGAGAGAAAGUGGAUCAAAACAUGGUCAUGAUGUUGGACUAGGGGAUAUUGCUGAUGCUAUUGGAUCAGAAACUCCUCCUUUGGAAAGUGCAGUCUGCAAGAAGAAAAAAGCACAG
Pogona vitticeps (central bearded dragon) is the source of this 7215-nucleotide messenger RNA. The record is from RefSeq and is a predicted model, not a curated record. NCBI's taxonomy places the organism in Eukaryota, Metazoa, Chordata, Lepidosauria, Squamata, Agamidae.